Messenger RNA from Scophthalmus maximus (turbot), 3530 nucleotides. RefSeq lists its product as uncharacterized. Gene Ontology annotation, cellular component: plasma membrane. Gene Ontology annotation, molecular function: transmembrane signaling receptor activity. Lineage: Eukaryota; Metazoa; Chordata; Actinopteri; Pleuronectiformes; Scophthalmidae. Bases 510 to 1337 code for a protein of 275 amino acids. The record is from RefSeq and is a predicted model, not a curated record. The transcript is spliced from 8 exons.
CCAGCAGCAGACAUAAAGGGUGAUGGAGAGGGGAGGAGAGGGGGAGGAGAGUGGGGCUUUGGGUGUGUGCGGUGUUUGGGGGAGGGACUCAUUUAGUCAUUUAGAGAAGUUACUGAAGAAGUUCCUGAUUUACCAGAAGAAAGUAGAGAAGCUGCAUUAGGGACAAUUGAAGCCUCAACAUGAAAGCCUGUCACAUUUUGAUCUGCUGCUUCUUCCUGUCAGGUCUGCAGGAUGAAAACACUGCGCUCUUCAAUGAGGAGAUCUUCGUCUACUCGGCCACUGAAGGAGGAGAGGUCACAGUCCAGUGUUCUUUUUCCGUAUCUCGAACCAGGAAGGUCUUCUGUCUGGGAGAAUGUAAAAAAGGACAUAUUCUCAUUGAAACUACAGAAGACAGAGCUAAAAGUGGCCGAUACAGCAUCGAAUAUGAAUAGGGAGAACUCUCUGUGACCAUCACGCAACUGACCAAGUCGGACUCCGGAACAUACCACUGUGGUCUGGGCACCUAUUUGAUGCUGUACGUGGAGUUGAGGAUCAUUGUCACAGAUGCACUGCUGGAUGGAAGCCACCAGGCUUCUGAAGCAAAACCCCUCCAUAAAAGAAGUGGAGAAAAUAUCACGGUCGAAUGCACCUUUACUCAGUCUGGAAGGACGAAGCACUUCUGUAAAGAGGAAUGUGAAAAGGACGUUCUUGUCCAAACGACCGGUGACACAGGUCAGAGUGGCAGGUAUAGAAUUGUAUAUUUGACGGGAGCUACAGGAGGAUUUCUGUUUGUGACCAUCACGCAGCUGGUGGAGUCGGACUCUGGACGGUACAGAUGUGCUCUGGACAGAGUAUCACACAGGGACUUUGACGUCAUUGUCACAGAUGGCCCGUCAGCCUCCACAACAACAUCACAGAGUUUGAGCUCCAGAGUCACACCUUUAUUAGAUCUCCCCAAAAUCACUGACCAGCUGCAACCUGAGACUACAGAUCUGGCGCUGCCUGUCGGCCUGACUCUGGCCGUCAUGGUCGCCCUGUUAUCGGUGGCUGCGCUCUGCUUCUGCAGAAACAGGACUUCAAAACUAAAGGAGCCUCCUGUGGAAACACAGACGGCUUCUGUCUCUGAGGCAAUCUCUCCCAUUUACACGAACGCCACUCACGCCAAACGAAAAGGAGUCAAUGACGACAACAGCUUCGUCACUGCUGCCACUACUCAGCACAAACCUGAAGACGACUCAGCUACAGUCACCUACGCUCAGGUGAAUUUUUCGAACAGGACAACUGGCUCGGCCAAAAACACCCCACAUGGUGACGACGAGCAUGUUGUAUAUUCUGUCCUUCAGGCGUCUGUGAGAUGAACCACCUCUGUUACUUUGAUGAUCCCUGUAAACAAAGAACAACUUGUAUGAGCAAAAAGAGCAAUACUCUUUUUCAAAAGUUUUUGUUGAAACUGUUGAUUUACAUUGGGAUUUACAUUGGGGGUAGAAUAUACUGCUGUAUAUUCUACCCCCAAUGAUUUGAAUGGGGUGGACAAAAUAAUAGGAAAACUUAUCAACAAAUGCACUUCAACAUCACAUAACUCCGUAUGCCCCAAAAAGAAACGUUUAAGGUAAAAUACCUUCCAUGUUGAAUGGACAUUUUGUUCAUCAACAUAAGUUAGGUAACCUCUUUUCACAAACAGGAACUAGUUCAGUUUAUGAUCAAAUCUCAAGCCACAAGCUUCCGUUGUUUCUGGGAGGAAGUUAUCAGGCUGCUUGAAUGUGCAAAGUGAAAGGUACUCCGGCUUCCUCCCACAGCCCAAACUCAUGCAGGUUAGAUUGGUUGGAGGCUCUAAAUUACCCAUAGGGGUGAAUAUGUGUAAUUCAUGACUAAUUUUUUAUACCAAAUUCAGACAGCCAGCUGCAGUCUGAUACUAUGUUGUAAAUAGUAUGUUUCCAGUGUACAAUGCUCAAGAGCCAGGUUACUUGUAGUGUGGUAAUUUUACCUGCAGGUGGCGGUGUCCAACCUGUCAUUGAUUACAAAUAAAACUACUUGUUAUGCAGUAAAGUGUGACUGACAAGUAAUGUGUCUCCAAUACCACAGCUGAAAUACAGCGUCUGUUUCACUGACUUGAUUUAAUAGAAAAAAGAUUAUUUGAUUCACAACUGUUACAUUCAAUUAAUUGUGUCAUUCUGGUGAAUCCAACCUCCCUGUUACACUGCAGACACUGACUCCAGAGGUGCACUCAUAUCGGUGCAGAUUUCCCAGCAUGGGAAGGGAGGGACAUGGUGGGGACAGCAGUGUCUCUUCUUGUCUUUCCCCAGUUUGAUUUUUGGUCUGCUUCUCCAGUAAUCUUAUUGGGAACAGCCGACAGCUCACAUUGAUUCACUGCGUUGGUCAAUGACGAAAGAAAACGAGAUUACCGCUCUGAGUUUGUCCAAAUGUGUUAAAGUGAUUCCCGCAGGAGCUCGUUGGGAGAUUUCAUCAGUGCAUCACGAGAGGACAAACUUUGUGAAGAGGAAAUCUUUUCUCCACCUCGGUGAGCAGGUAUUGAUACGUUACGUUACCACAGAAAUCAUCUGUGGGGGACAUGCAGGGACGCAUGCAGCGAUAGAACUAAUGAUUUUGAGACUCUUCUGCUCAACAUCAUCUCCCUGUCCCAGCACCGCUGCUCUUUUAGUAUUUUUCAGUUUUCAAACAUUCUGUGUAUCUAAAGAGAGUCGAUGCUCAGGGUACGUGUCUAUGCUCAUGUCACGCAUUGGUCAUUUAAGAUACAUUAGCAGCACGGUUGUCAUCGGUAUAUUGAUCCACCCAAACCUUGGUUCAGAUUGAAUUAUUGGAUGGUUUCCACGGGACAAAAUCCUAAAGACUUUGUUGAUGACAUGAUUUAGCAGAGAUUGUGGUGAAUUAUACAGAUAUUAACUUAAGCAUGUUAAAGGAAUCUCGAUACUGUGACUCAUCUCAUCUCCACAAUCAACACUUCACAGACUGACUGCAUAACAUCAAAAGCACAUGGUAGCACGUGUAUAUCCAGGAUAUUUUGGCUUCAUUUUUGCACAGUUGGAGGAAGUUGGGACGCGUCUCCCAUCUUUAUCUACUGACUAUGCCUUGGACAGGUUACAAUUUUUGGGACGAAUAAAGGAAUAUCUUAUUUUGUAUUAUAUUAUUUGUAACAUUUUGGUGUAUAGGGGGUUUGGCUUUAUUGUCUUGGAGGAAUUUACUGCAUAAUUCCUCUCGCUGCACAAAGUUGUAGACGUGAGUUCCACGCUGCAGGUUAAAACCAAAGUCCAGCUUAUUUUAAACUUCAGCGGUGGCACGUAUAGGGUUUAAACUAGAUCUGGAUUAACCUUUAAAUUAAAGUAGUUCUGUCGCACAGCUCAGCAAAAGCAGCUGAACGUGAAUGGGGUUCAGGUUAGACAUCAGGAAAAUGAAUAAGGAUAAUAGUGAAACCAUGCGUGUGAGUUUUACAUGGAGAACAAAGGCAGCAGUGGGAGCAGAAUUCAUAAGCCUAAUGGGUCUAAUUGCCUUCGAGGAUUUAUUGAUGUGUAAUUAAAUAAAACUGUGAACCGUUA